AUAGCUUAGUUCACACAAAUAAGAAUAAGAACAAACUUCCCAAACUAGGGUUUCCUUCUCCAAAUCGAAUUCAAUCAAUCGAAUUUGAACCCUAAUCAUGCCGAAGAACAAGGGAAAGGGAGGAAAGAAUCGCAAGAGAGGAAAGAACGAAGCCGACGACGAGAAGCGCGAGCUCGUUUUCAAGGAAGACGGCCAAGAAUACGCCCAAGUCCUCCGCAUGUUAGGUAACGGAAGAUGCGAAGCCAUGUGCAUCGACGGCACAAAGCGUCUCUGUCACAUCCGCGGGAAGAUGCACAAGAAGGUCUGGAUUGCCGCCGGCGAUAUCAUACUCGUCGGACUCCGUGAUUACCAGGACGAUAAGGCGGAUGUGAUUCUGAAAUACAUGCCGGAUGAGGCCAGGCUGUUGAAGGCGUACGGUGAGCUUCCUGAUAAUACUAGGUUGAAUGAAGGGAUUGGGGCUGGGCUUGAUGAGGAAGAUGAUGGUGAUGCUAAUGAUUAUAUUGAGUUUGAGGAUGAGGAUAUUGAUAAGAUUUGAAGAAAAAAAAUGUUUUUUUAUGUUUGUUUGAAGUUAAAAAGAUGGAUUUUAAUUAUUAUAUGAUGAUGAUAUGUAAUGUUUGGGGUUUUAUGUUGUACUGUAUUAUGGGAUAUCAGUGAUGUUGAUAUCAUGAAUUUCAAUUUCAAUGCACAAGAAUAAUUAUUAGUUUA
Molecule: messenger RNA, 705 nt
Organism: Vicia villosa (hairy vetch)
Lineage: Eukaryota; Viridiplantae; Streptophyta; Magnoliopsida; Fabales; Fabaceae
Product: eukaryotic translation initiation factor 1A
Exons: 1
Coding region: 98-535 (145 amino acids)
Biological process (GO): translational initiation
Cellular component (GO): cytoplasm
Molecular function (GO): translation initiation factor activity; RNA binding
Source: RefSeq, a predicted model, not a curated record